UUCAGUCUCCUGUGUCUCACCCAUCUUUUCGCUCACUGUCGCGGCUCUAACCUUGUCAACAUCACCACUCCUUGCUGCCAUGCUCCCUGCUCAAAGGAACAAAGUCGACAUCAGCAAACUUACGGAGGAAGAACAGAAGUUGUUUCGCCUUUAUGGAAAACUGCCAACGCACAAGAAUGUCUUAAACAAAAUGCAGAAGGACCGUAAAUACUUCGACUCUGGUGAUUAUGCACUCUCAAAAGCAGGAAAAGCUCCUCAAAACACAGUUGGCACUGCUAUUCCAAGCCCUGAGAACAUCCCUCAUGCAACUUCACCAUCCGUGAGCCAUACUCUCUCCUCAUCUCCUACCAACAAUGCCACAAGUCCAAUCAAGGAAAGCCCGUUGGCCGAGCCCGAGCGCGCUGCCUUCCAAGAGGCCGAACCUACACCUGUCGGCGGAGAAGUCGCCACAGCGGAGGCGUCGGAUAUACCUGUAGAGGCAGAAGUUGAAGAUAAUGCCGAGUAAUGCCAGAUUCAAGGUCCUCAGGUGCGGUGGAUUGUGCUAUGCUUCCUUUUCAAGAGUCGCGCGACCUCCAAACACAAGAACAAUAAUCCUGCUUGAAUCUCCCUUAUUGCCUACUGUGUCGCCUUUGUACUAGUGUCCUCAAUCUGGUCGGAUUGUUCUACGAUUCAUCUUUGUCUUCCUCCGUGCCUGUAUGAUUUGUUAUGGUUGCGUACGGCUGAAACUCCGCCGCCAAAUCGUCGAUCAUUAAUUAGUUUUAUAUUGCUCCUGUAUACUUGUACAUCAUCAUCUUCAGCCAUUGUAAGCCGCAUGUGUCUAUAAAGGACCUAGCUGACGAUGACCUGAGGACAAUGUGUAUCCAAAAUGGGGUCUCGGGACCCCCAAGCCUGCGAUAAUUUGUAUGUAAACUCGGCCUUUCCGGCCUGGCGGCUGGA
This is a messenger RNA of Phanerochaete carnosa HHB-10118-sp, 936 nucleotides long. RefSeq lists its product as uncharacterized. The coding region runs from base 80 to 505 and encodes 141 amino acids. NCBI's taxonomy places the organism in Eukaryota, Fungi, Basidiomycota, Agaricomycetes, Polyporales, Phanerochaetaceae. The record is from RefSeq and is a predicted model, not a curated record. The transcript has 4 exons. Gene Ontology annotation, molecular function: protein phosphatase inhibitor activity. Gene Ontology annotation, cellular component: cytoplasm.